AUGUAUACGUAUGUAAUCAGUCGAGCUAUACGCGAUAUUCUCGAAAAAAGCACACCAUUAUCACCAGAAGAUUCAUCUCAAUGUAACAUUAUGUUUAAUAUUCACGGCCAUACCCACUGUGCUUUUGGGCUUUCGCACCUAGGUCAAACUUUGAUAAUUAAUCCAGGACCUCUUCAAGAAGGUAGAUUUGCUAUUUUAACAUUAGAACAGUUUAAUAAAGAAAAAUUUAAUCGUGUAAUGGAUCUGUUUCAUAUUCUUGGUAACGGUGCCAAGUUCGAUAAAAAAAGAUUUAAUGCUGAUAUUUCACUUUUUGAGCCUCAAAAUCAAAAAAAACCUGUCAAGAAUGUUAAUGACCAAGAAGCACAAGCAAAUCUUCUUCAAGAAAUCGACUUUUUUCACAACAGUAAAUCUGCUAUAAUCGAAACCCUCGGCAAGGAACAAUUGUCUAAUGAAAGAGUAACUGGAUAUAUUGAAGAGGAGACUGAUGAUAGUGAUGAAAACGAGAAUGAGAAUGAAACCUCUGAUCAAGAUGAAUCUGCUGAAUUAAAUGAUUUUAGCAAACAAGAAAAUGGACGGGACGUCAUGGCGAUGGCACCUACAGGAUCUGGUAAAACUUUGGCUUAUAUACUACCAAUUUUGCAUGAUUUAAAUAGUCACAAGAAAAUAGGCUAUCGUGCAUUAAUAAUAUCACCGACCAGAGAAUUGGCAAAACAG
This is a messenger RNA of Racocetra fulgida, 714 nucleotides long. NCBI's taxonomy places the organism in Eukaryota, Fungi, Glomeromycota, Glomeromycetes, Diversisporales, Gigasporaceae. The record is from the annotation of a GenBank genome assembly.